Myxocyprinus asiaticus (Chinese sucker) is the source of this 609-nucleotide messenger RNA. Its product is annotated as serine/threonine-protein kinase pim-1-like. The transcript is spliced from 5 exons. Gene Ontology annotation, molecular function: ATP binding; protein serine/threonine kinase activity. Gene Ontology annotation, cellular component: cytoplasm. NCBI's taxonomy places the organism in Eukaryota, Metazoa, Chordata, Actinopteri, Cypriniformes, Catostomidae. Bases 1 to 609 code for a protein of 202 amino acids. The record is from RefSeq and is a predicted model, not a curated record. Gene Ontology annotation, biological process: protein autophosphorylation; negative regulation of apoptotic process; regulation of mitotic cell cycle.
AUGCAGCUCUGUUCUUUCACUCUUUCAAAAUUCUCUCCACAAGUUCAUGGAUUUAAGGACACAAGUACUUUUCUCCCUACUGAUUUCAGAAGGAAAACCUCAGAUUUAUACCUGUCUCACUCCUCUCCUCUGCCUUUGGACUUUAGCAUUAUUCAAGCACUUGGAUUAUAUAAUACUGUGGUUUAUUGUUUCACUACUAAUACAAGCGAGGACCUGUCUGAGUUUGUGGAGCGCCACGGAGGCAAGCAGUUAGCUAGGCUUGUCAUGCGGCCAGCAACAUUAGCUGCUCAGAUUUGCUGUCGAUGUGAAGUGCUCCACAGAGACAUCAAACUGGAAAACCUCCUUGUGAACAAGGACAAUCUGGAGGUCAAGUUAAUUGACUUUGGUUGUGGGGACAUCCUGAGGAAGUCUGCUAAUAAGGAAUUCUAUGGCACAGAAGAGUACUACACUUCAGAGUUCAACAUGAAGAGCAAGUACCAGGGCAUGCCAGCAACGGUGUGGUCUCUGGGCAUGCUCCUAUUCACACUGGGGUGUGGACACUACCCAGAGUGCUUCGACCGGACCCUCAUUAAUCUCCACCGCUGGUGUAUACCUGGUGUCACUGCAUAG